AUGAAACACCUUCUACCAAAAGCUUACCGAGAGACCUUAAGCAGGUCACUUGCUCUCAAUCUAACCCAGGCAUCCCCAAACUGCGGCCCUCCAGAUGUUUUGGCCUACAGACAAGACCGCCUUCCCUGUGCCACUCAACCUGUGUCCCAGGGAGAAUGUGAAGAGAGAGGCUGCUGUUAUACCACUGAAGAUCAUCGUGUUCCUUGUUACUAUGGCAAUACAGUGACUACACACUGCACUCCAGAUGGCUACUUCUCAAUUGCAGUGUCCAGGGAUGUGACUCUGCCGUCAUUAAUUCUGGACUCUGUGCAUCUUGUCAGUGGAUAUGGCAGUGGUUGUGUUCCUGUGACAAAGAACGGUGCCUUUGUCCUCUACAAAUUCCCGCUCUCUUCCUGCGGAACUACAUUUCUGGGAGCAGGCGAUCAGGGCAUAUAUGCAAAUGAGCUGGUAGCACACCAUGAUGUCAAAAACUGGAACACUGGAUCACUCAUGCAAGAUAGCACCUUCAGACUGCAUGUCAGCUGCAGGUAUUCAACAGGGAGCUUCCUCCCACUUAUGGUACAAGUCUUCACCCUGCCGCCUCCACUGUCAGUCACUCAGUUUGGCCCACUCAGCCUCGAGCUUAGAAUUGCUACUGACCAACAGUACAGCAAAUACUAUGCUAAUGGGGACUACCCUGUAGUCAAGCUCCUGAGGGAUUCUGUUUUCCUGGAAGUACGGAUCCUGCAGCGGACAGACCCAGACCUUGUCUUGGUUCUUCAUGAGUGCUGGGCCACACCAAGUACUAACCCCCUGCAGAGGCCACAGUGGCCCAUCUUAAUGAACAGGUGUCCAUAUGAAGGAGACAACUACCAGACUCGGUUCAUCCUCGUGGGAGAAAUUUCAGGGCUACCAUUUCCAUCUCACUACCAACGCUUUGUCAUCAGCACUUUCAGCACUGCUUCCCGGCAGGCACUUACUGGACCAGUUUACUUCCACUGCAGCGCUGCUGCUUGUGUCCCAUCAACAGUGGAAUCCUGCAUGGCUCACUGUCCUAGGAUCAGAGCCAGGAGAUCGCUUGAGAACCAAGCCCUACAGGACACUCCAAGGAGCCUAGUGAUGGCAGAAGGACCUGUAGACUUCCAGAUGGAGAAAGAACAGGACAACGUCAAACAGAAAGGUUCCUAUUGGAGUAGUCCAGUCUUGUCAAAGGAAUGGGAGAGAGCCCUUGUAGUUGCAGUAGGAGCUGUUUUUGUUGCUUUGUCUCUUGUAGGAUUAAGGAAAUACUCGAAAAGGACCAAAAUGUGA
Messenger RNA from Zootoca vivipara (common lizard), 1287 nucleotides. The record is from RefSeq and is a predicted model, not a curated record. Lineage: Eukaryota; Metazoa; Chordata; Lepidosauria; Squamata; Lacertidae.